Messenger RNA from Branchiostoma floridae (Florida lancelet), 1067 nucleotides. Its product is annotated as transmembrane protein 45B-like. Lineage: Eukaryota; Metazoa; Chordata; Leptocardii; Amphioxiformes; Branchiostomatidae. Bases 1 to 831 code for a protein of 276 amino acids. The transcript has 3 exons. The record is from RefSeq and is a predicted model, not a curated record.
AUGGGGGAUUUUAUAGGCCAUGCUGUUCCGGGCACCAUUCUGCUAUUGUUUGGCCUGUGGUGGUCCAUCAAAUACUCCGUCAGGUGGGCCAGUCGGGUAAGGGGCCGUGAGACGAGCUCAGCUGCAGCGCGCUGUAACUGUGGUCCAAGUCGUUUCCUGAAGAGGCUUCCUGUAGAAGGACUGUGCAAAACUAUACUCGGAACAUCAGGAAUAUUCUUGGAACAGCAUGUCGGCAAUUGGACGCUCAUUGAUCCCGUAACUUCAGAGUUCCACAUGGUAGGUAUCUGGCAACACACCACCAUGGAUCUGUUCCUCGUCCUGAACGGGUUCUGUGAUGUUGUGAUUGCACUGGGAGCGCCUGUGCCCAGAGGAAUAGACCACGUCUCCCUGUCGAUGGCGUAUGCAGUAGAAGGACUGUUGUUCUUCUAUCACGUGCACGGCCGUACUUGCGUGGACGUCCGUCUCCACAUGCUGCUGGUGCUGGCUGCGGGUUUGUGUGCUGCUGCGAGUGGGCUGGAGGCCUGGAAGUCUGACAUCUUACUACUGCCCAUGUUGCGGACAGCAUGUACUCUUCAACAGGGCACCUGGUUCUGGCAGAUCGCUUUCAUCUUAUAUUCCCCCUUUCCUGGCCACGAUUGGGACCUGGACAGCCAUGAGAACAUGAUGUUUGUCUCCAUGGCGUUCUGUUGGCACUUGCUGGGUGUCCUGCUCUUCAUGUGUGUUGUGUACACAGUAGUCUAUCACAUCUACCGAGCCAAGGAGAAACAGUUAGGUACCGACAUGGAGCUGGGACUGAUGCAGACACACUCGGACUCCGAUAUGGACCAAUAACACAUACCACCGGGUCAAUGCUAACACCUGUCAACCUUGCAACUAGAUAACUACUACUUUUACAAAGAGGGACCUUCCGAUAACAAGUUCGACAUAUUCUAGAGGAGAAUGAGGUAGGAUUGCAGAUUAGUCCACCAACCUCGCAUAAGUAUCUUUUACUUUUAGGACCGCUUGUCGUAUUUGACAAUGUUAUCCAACGUGAACAUAUGUCUGGAUAGUUUGCAGAUAGAUAAUGU